Messenger RNA from Papaver somniferum (opium poppy), 1272 nucleotides. Its product is annotated as pentatricopeptide repeat-containing protein At2g25580-like. The coding region runs from base 32 to 811 and encodes 259 amino acids. Gene Ontology annotation, biological process: RNA modification. The record is from RefSeq and is a predicted model, not a curated record. Gene Ontology annotation, molecular function: RNA binding; protein binding. The transcript has a single exon. Lineage: Eukaryota; Viridiplantae; Streptophyta; Magnoliopsida; Ranunculales; Papaveraceae.
GCUAAUGAAGAGGCAAAAUUGAUUCAUAAUCAUGUACUUGAAAUGUGGUUUAAUGUCUGAUGCUCAUGAAUUGUUUGGAAAAAUACCUGCUCGAAAUCUGACUACUUGGGACACCAUGAUAGUUGGUCUGGCAGAAAAUGGAUACGGAGAAGACGCAAUCCACGUGUUCACUGAAUUCAAGGAGGCAGGAGGAAGACCCAAUGGCCAAAUGUUUCUUGGGGUUAUUUAUGCUUGUAGUACCCUUUUUGACGUUAAUGAAGGAUUGUUGCACUUUGAGUCGAUGAGUAAGGCUUUUGGUACUGCACCCUCCAUGGAUCAUUAUGUGGGUGUUGCGAAAAUGUUGGCAAGUUCAGGACACUUGGAUGAGGCUUUUGAGUUCAUUGAAGAUAUGCCAGUUGAACCAAGUAUUGAUGUUUGGGAAACUUUGAUGAAUCUUUGCAGAAUUCAUGGGAAUUUGGAAACUGGGGACCUUUGUGCUAAUAUCGUUGCUCUCUUAGACCCCUCACGGCUAAAUGUUGAAUCAAAGGCUGGUUUUGUGCCAGUAAACCCCUCUGAUAUGCAAAAUAAGGUUUCAGGUCAGACACCAUUAAGAUUACAAAAUAGGAUUCAACAGUUUAAGGCAGGGGAUACAUCCCACUCCGAUAGUGACAAAGUUUAUGCCCAUCUGAAGACGCUGAGUGCACAUAUGAAAGAGUCUGGUUAUAUACCUGUGCUUAGAUACGCAAUGCAUGAUGUUGAUGAUGAAAGUAAAAUUGCUUGUGUUUACUUCUCGCACACAGUGAAAUACUGGCUUGUGUUUCUGAUAUCUUAAGUAGCCCUGCUCGCAGCCAAGUGCGAAUACUCAUGAAUGUUAGAAUGUGUAUGGAUUGCCAUAAUGCAUUGAAGAUUAUCUCUAAAAUUGCUGGAAGGCGAAUCAGCGCUCGCGCAUGCAAGUGGUUUCACCAAAUCGAAGGAGGGGUGUGUUCCUGCAACGACUUCUUCUAAAGCGGCAGUAAGGGUUUUGAAGGUAUUACAUCCUAGUUAUAAUUCCUUCUUAUAGCUAACUUAAUAUAAUCGCAGGUGCAUAUUUUGGCUAUGCAAUAAUUUAGCGCUCUUACCUAUCAUUACAAGAGAGUGGAAUUAUGAAAUUGCAAUAUUAGGUUGAUAGUUGUUAAAUUAAUAGCAUAGCUCAAUUCAUUAUAGUUUGCUAAGUUUCCAGAAAAUUGUACAGUAUGACCUGUGGCUGGCUGGAACCUGCGCCCGGAUAUCUUAAAAUACUGUUUUGCUUCUGCA